AUGGCGGGCUGGUGGUCGCCGCCGCGCUCCGCCUCGCCGCCGCCCCGCGCCCCGCCGCCGCCCCAGCCCCACGCCUGUCGCUGUCCCCACAUCCUGUCCAACAGCUACCACUGCUUACCGCACUAUGAAGGUUAUCACGAGGGAGAAGAGGAAUCCAGCGGCGGGGCAUUACGGGAGAGGGAACUGCGGUCUCUACAUCGCACCGUGCCUGCUCUGCGCCGCCGCGAGCUGGACACCAGGCCCAUCAAGCACCACUUCUAUCCCGAAGGGGGUUGGGGUUGGAUAGUUUGUGGUGCCGCGUUCCUAGCACAUCUGCUAUCGACAGGAUUACAGCUGGCUUACGGAGCUUUACAUGUUUAUGCUUUGAGACAUUUGGGUCCGACAGCCGAUCACGCUGUUUGGGCCGGUGCUAUUUGCGUGGGCGUGUCACGUGCGGCUGGCGCGCUAGUGGCAGGUCGAAAACGGUCGCCCAGACUGGCUGCCUUACUGGGUGGACUUCUGUUACCGCUGGCCUGCCUCUUCACUUCUUUCGCCACACAACUGCAUCAAACUUUACUCAGCUAUGGUAUAGUUCUGGGCGUUGGUUGCGGGCUGGUGCGGGAGGCGGCGGGCCUGGUGCUGGGAGCGUACUUUCGCAGGCGUCGGCAGUUUGUCGAACUAGUGGCACACGCCGGCGGUGGUGUCGGCAUUGCGCUCUUCAGUGUGGCAUAUAAAGAGGCAGUGGGUAAACUGGGAUGGCGACUAGGUCUGCAAGCUGUGACAGUUGUGCUAGUCCUGGCGUUUUUUCUAAGCGCCGUGUACCGCAGCGCGUCACUGUAUCAUCCGCAACGGAGAGCGAUACAGCAUUUAAAAAAUCAACGACGUAAGGUUAAAGAAAAGAAAGGAUUAAAAAGUUCGCCAUUUAUUGAUUUAAGCUCACUUCGGUCGCGACCCGCAAAAGUUUUGUCGUUAUCUACAGGCUUGGCAGCGUUCGGUCUUUACACUCCGGUAUUUUUUUUGGCGCUACAAGGUUUUCAGGAAGGCUUAGAGGAGAGUGCACUUGUGUUAUUGCAAACAUUUCUAGGCUUUGCCGCUGUGUUAGGCUGCGCCGGAUUUGGACUUGUGUUGGUUCGCCCAUCAGCUCAGUGUUUAGUAUCAAAACAAUACCUUUGUCAAACAGCUAUGCUAGGUAUAGGAAUUUCAAUGCUUGCCUUGAGUAGCGUAGAAGGUUACCAUGGCUACGUACUUUUCGCGUGGAUGUAUGGUUUAUGCCUCGGUGGAUUUCUCUAUUCAAUAAAAAUGCUGACAAUGGAGCGCGUUCGAGGUCGUCACUUCACUAAAGUUUGGAGUUUUGUGCAAGGUGCAGAAGCGUUACCGGUUAUCGUAGGUGUGCCGAUGACGGGAUACAUCAAUCAACAAGCGCCACGCGCUGGGUUUUACUUUUCUACUGCUGCUACUUUAGCUGGUGCACUGAUGCUGUUCUUCGUUGGCUUUUCAAAGCGUGAGCCGGAAGCUCCACCACCUGCGCCCGCGCCUACUGUCUCAGACCCUUGUGCUUGUAUGACGCCGCCGAGAUGUGAGCCAGCGUGGUGCGCCUGCAGUGCUGGUGGGGCAACUGCGUAUUGUGCAUGGCCAACCACCACUUGCACCACCCGUCUGCCGAAAUCACUGUCAUACGCCGCACCACUCAACCGCACAUGCUGUUCCGCGACAACUUAUCCUGAAUGCUGUCGUUCUGCAAUCUUGCGACCUUCACGCAGCGUCCCAGAAGGUCUUGGCAAAUGUCCGAGCACCUGGAACCGUGCGAGCUCUUGUAGGACUUCAUGCAAUCGCCGCGAUGUUCAUCUAAUCGAGCAAAUAACUACGUCCGUAUGAUAUCGAUAUGUGAAAAAUGAAACAGAACUAUUGACUAAAACUUUAUUCAACUGUUCAAUUCUUUAAAUAGUGUAAAUUGUGAUGUGAUUGUGUAAAUAAUGUGUUUAGCGAAUUUUUAACAAAAGACUUCUAUCAAAUAGCAAAAAUUAAUUUGUAAAACUAAUAAACGGUUAAUAUUUGUGCUACAAAUUAACUCUCAUAAAAGU
Messenger RNA from Papilio polytes (common Mormon), 2060 nucleotides. Its product is annotated as monocarboxylate transporter 2-like. Gene Ontology annotation, molecular function: monocarboxylic acid transmembrane transporter activity. Gene Ontology annotation, biological process: transmembrane transport. The record is from RefSeq and is a predicted model, not a curated record. Bases 1 to 1854 code for a protein of 617 amino acids. Lineage: Eukaryota; Metazoa; Arthropoda; Insecta; Lepidoptera; Papilionidae. The transcript has 10 exons.